This is a messenger RNA of Apaloderma vittatum (bar-tailed trogon), 621 nucleotides long. It is a transcript of the gene NPR3, whose product is annotated as natriuretic peptide receptor 3. Gene Ontology annotation, cellular component: membrane. The transcript is spliced from 5 exons. The annotation marks the transcript as partial. The record is from RefSeq and is a predicted model, not a curated record. NCBI's taxonomy places the organism in Eukaryota, Metazoa, Chordata, Aves, Trogoniformes, Trogonidae.
GUGAACAUGUUUGUGGAAGGAUUCCAUGAUGCUGUUCUUCUCUAUGCUCUAGCUCUACAGGAAGCCCUGAAGUUUGGUUUCAGUAAGAAAGAUGGGGAAAAAAUUGUUCAGCAAACACGGAACAGAACAUAUGAAGGCAUUGCAGGGCAGGUGUCCAUUGAUGCUAAUGGAGACAGAUAUGGGGAUUUCUCUGUGAUUGGAAUGACGGAUCCAGAGGCAGGCACACAGGAGGUGAUCGGGGACUACUACGGAAAGCAGGGACGUUUUGAAAUUCGAUCAAAUGUGAAAUAUCCGUGGAAUCAUGGCAGGCUGCGACUAGAUGAAAGCCGAGCUUCAGAGCACCCAAACAAUAAACCGUGUAAAUCAUCAGGUGGUCUAGGAGAAUCAGCAGUUACAGGAAUUGUUGUGGGCGCCUUGCUUGGAGCAGGAUUGCUAAUGGCUUUUUACUUUUUCAGAAAGAAAUACAGAAUAACUAUUGAGAGACGAACUCGACAGGAGGAGUGUAACAUGGGGAAGCAUCGGCAGUUACGUGAAGACUCCAUUAGAUCUCAUUUUUCUGCCGCAUAAAGAAGAAGAAGAGGAAGAAGAAGAAGAAUCCCAUUGUUCCUAGGGAAAAAAAAA